Molecule: messenger RNA, 1454 nt
Organism: Ciona intestinalis (vase tunicate)
Lineage: Eukaryota; Metazoa; Chordata; Ascidiacea; Phlebobranchia; Cionidae
Source: RefSeq, a predicted model, not a curated record
GCAGCUAUCAGCUGCAUGCUUAGCAAGUUCAAAAUCGGUUCUAUUGAAACGGUAGGUGAAGAGGAACAUUCAAAGCAAAAUGAGUUCGCUCGCUAUCGUUGCGCUGAUGCUGGUUGGGCAAAUGUACGUCUGCUCAGCUCUUACGCUCUUCGAAGCCACUAAGCUUUAUUACACUGUAUCUAUUCAGCCAAACAGCCCUUUUAAAAUUUCGAGCCCUGACGUUUCGACUUACAGAAUAUACAUUAAUGGAUACCCAAGACACCCAACAAGCGAGUGUUACAACAUUUCUGCGACUUGCUGCAGAAGAAAUGCUACGGCAAGAAUGACGCCUAAGACAAUAAAUAUCCCAAAGAAUCCGGUUGCUAGUGACAGCACGUCCUACUGUGCACCCAUGGGGUUGAUAGGUGUAACGAUCGGAGGCACAGCAAUCUAUAAUCAUUUAGAAGCUGAUUGCGUUGACGUUAACUACAUGCCAGAUGGUAGCUUUGAUGAAUGUAAUGGUCACCCAAGUCCAAACGGCGAAUAUCAUUUCCACAGGGCCCCAAAACCUUCGUGCCUGGGCUUGCCCAACGACAACCAACCUCAUAUAAUUGGUGUUGCGAUAGAUGGAUUUCCAAUUUACGACAGUGACAUUUACAAUGGAGUGAAACAAACUUUGGACGAUUGUGGGGGGUUUAAGCCGGACGGUGAUGCCACAAGAUACCGAUAUGUUUCUCUGUAUCAUGGUACUUCUGGUACGGAUCAUGUAAUAAACUGUUUCAAAGGCGUGCCUCUUGAACCAAAGUGUUGCAAUUGCCUUGAAUGUGGACUGCAACAACUUCCCAACUGUGUGGAAAUGAAUCGCGGAGGCGCUGGUGGUCGACCGGGCGGUGCAGGUGGUGUAGGUGGAGCCGGUGGUGCCGGUGGUGCCGGUGGUCGUCCAGGUGGCCCUGGUGGUCGACCGGGUGGUCUUGGUGGUCGUCCCGGCGGUCUUGGUCGUCGACCGGGCGGUCCUGGUGGUCGUCCCGGUGGUCCUGGUAGUCGUCCCGGUGGUCCUGGUGGUCGACCUGGCGGUCUUGGCAGCCAAGGAACACAAAACGGCCAAUGCGGUCUACCAGACAGAAACAUUCAAUACAUCACAUGCGAACAGUGCGACCAAUGUGUGCCUCGUGGUGGAUACACAUCUAUGCAGACUGCCAGAAGCCAGUUGUUUUGCAAAAGAAGAUGCCAGGCCAACACAACUAAUACCCAGACGAGACCUGGCAUGCAGAAUAUUCUUUGUCGCGUCUUUGGCAUAUGCCAACAGCAGGGGUGAAUGGAUACGACAUCAAAACACUAACAAUGGCUUCUAACCUGUGUACCCGUGUAACAAACUAUGUAUACGUGCUUUGUCUGAUUUUGUAUUAAAUUUUGUGUACGUAGUUUGCCUGAUUAAAGUGUAAAAUAAACGUUGCUUUGGUGGGUUACAAACUAAA